AUGCCCUCUCCAUACUCGGACAACCUCUACUCGGACCCGGACCCUGCAGGCUCAAACCCUGCAGCGAACCGUGACGACGAUGCUUCCGCCGCCUCAGCCCUGUCCCCUUCGGAUGGAUACUUUCGCAAUGACGAUGACUCCGCCGUCUCACCUACCUCCCAACAGCCCUCCCAUGCGUCGCGUCGCUCUGGCAGUACGCCCUACGUGCCCAAUGUCUUGGUCGCGGAUCCCACCCUAGCCAAGGAUCCCGACUCCAAGGCUCAGAUUGCGCAGCAUCUGAUAAAUAGCGACGCUGCCCCUGGCGCCGCCUCCACCUCUUCUCCCCAUCCUCAUCACAACCCCGAGUCGUACUACUACCCAUCCGCCUCUCCAUCUGUCUCAGGCGCCUCCAUCGCCACGCCCAGCACAGUCACCUCCUACCCCUACGCGCAGAGCAAUCGUCACCACUCCAGUGUGCAGGACGGACCCUCGCAACAGCAACACCGGCAGCUUCACGUCAACACGGCGCCCCAGCACCACCCCUCCAACUACAAUCCCUCAGCCUACCAAGGACGAGGUGACGCGCCGCCUGCCUACACCCCGUCGUCGCCGGACAACGACCCCAACCGCCACAGCUACUCUACCUUCCCCUCGUCGACGCCUCCCAGGAUGGGCGUUCCCGAAGAACACGAUCGGCUACUGUCUCCUCACCAGCAGCAAGCCUUCUCCGACCCGCCCAAGCAACCCCUCUGGCAGCGUAUCAGAGAGUCCCACGACUCGGGCUCUCUGCGCAAGAAGGUGAAGAAGAUUCUCGGCAUCCUCGUCUUUGUUUCCAUUAUCUUGGUCUUUAUGGGCUUCAACAUGUCUGGACCCGCGUAUAGAAAACGCAUCAUUGACAAGUCUCCCAUUCGUAUCCCUGACAUGGAUGAGAGCGAGUUGGUCUGGCAUCCCGGGAGAUCAUGCCGCGAUAGCCCUCACACUUAUCCCAAAGAGACCUUCCACGCCAGCCCCAGCUCCGAUAGAGUGCUCUUCAUUGAGCAGACCAUCCGCAAGAGGGGUUGGACGGAACCUAACGGUCCCAUGCCCAGCGUCAACGGCGAAGUGAUUCUGCGCCCCACCAAGUCUGGGAAGGCGGAACUUGACGUUGAAAUUAUUGCCAACUACAAGGAUUUGGACAUCGACGUUGAGUUCAGCACCAACGGCGGUACAGACCACCUCAAAGUUACCACGCCCCGCGUUGUCCCAGAUGCCUCGUCCCGCGACGUCUGUAUUCAGAUCCGCAUUACCGCCUGGAUCCCUGAAAAAGCCCUCGUCAAUGCCCUCUCCGUGAGCACCGUCUCCCUCAACGUCUUUGUCCAAGAGGGCCUGGCCCUUGGCGCUGAGAAUGAGGUCAACUUUUCCACUGUUGCCGGCAACCUCAUAUUUCCAGCCGACGAUUCCGACGUCGAGCCCUACAAGCUGGAGGCCCCUAGCUACAAGUACUCGACCGUCUCGGGCGAUGUUAAGGGCUGGCUCCCCAUGUACCACAACCUGCGAGCCAACACCGUCUCGGGCAAUAUUUUCGGCCAGAUUACACACAAGGACAUUGUGCUUAAGGAGUCCGAGUCCUCGCUGCUGGAUAUCUCUUCUGUGUCCGGAGAGCUCAAAAUCAACGAUGGCAGCCAGGACGUGGGAGCAGCUGGUGCCAAGAUCCCCGCGCGCGACUACCUCGUGAAGUUGUCGACGACGUCCGGCGACAUCACUGCCAACGUUUUCAUCGGCUCGUCGUCCGCGUUUGCCUCAACAUCAGGCAACUUCAAGCUCGAGCUCGUGCCCGUCCUGGAUGACCGCUGGCUGCACACCUCCUGGCGCCCGCUGCUCAAGACGGAGAGCACCAGCGGCGAUCACCGCGUGCAGAUUUCCGAGCCGCAGUUCAUCACCAUUCCCGACAAGAUGAACCCGCACAAGCGGCCCACGCUCCCCGAGACAGACAAGGACAAGCAGAACAAGGAGGCACCCAACCAGGACGGCCCGGAAAUGAAGCGCCGUCGCGUCACGACGAACAAGCGCGGCCUCACUGCGUUCGAGUCACGCCACUCGUCCAUCAGCGGCAGCUUGCACCUGCACUACCCCGGCUCCUGGGAAGGCAUGUUUUCGGCCGACGCCAUGUCGUCGGACAUAACCGUGCGCGGCAAGGACGUUGUCGUGGACAAGAAGAAGGGCGGCUUCGUCGGGAAGACUGUUGCCGGGCACAAGGGCGACGGCACCUCGUCGCUCAAGAUUAACGAGUUGUCGGGCAACGUCGUCUUGACUAUCGGGCAAGAGUAG
This is a messenger RNA of Cordyceps fumosorosea ARSEF 2679, 2286 nucleotides long. RefSeq lists its product as hypothetical. The coding region runs from base 1 to 2286 and encodes 761 amino acids. Lineage: Eukaryota; Fungi; Ascomycota; Sordariomycetes; Hypocreales; Cordycipitaceae. The record is from RefSeq and is a predicted model, not a curated record. The transcript is spliced from 2 exons.